GCAAAAUUGACUAACAACAACAAUUGCUUUGAUAAGAGUUUUGAUGUAAUUUUUGCUCCCCCUGUAUACAGAGUGAUCAAUUUAAAAUUUUCCACCUUGGUCAAAGUCCUCCACUCAUAUAUGGAUGAAAUGCUUUGUCCUCUAUCUAUGGCAUUGAUUGACCUGGAUCUGAACAACGUAUGUGACUCAUUGCGUGACUGAUCUCUUUGUGACCAAAUGCGAUAAAAUUGUUAUAACAAUCGCGGAUUUUGUUGAUGUUUUUCAUGUAGAAAUCUGCCGGCGAGUUGCCCAACACCACGCCUGUUCCUUCCGGCCAUUGUCUCCUCCGUCAUGUUGCAACAUGCUUUCGUGAUUGGUAAAUCACCGGCAAAGUCUUCAAUUUAUAAACUGCAUUGCAAUCUUUAGAGAUAACUGGGCACUGCAAAGGACAAAGUGAUCAUCCAUCAUCGCCUUAUCCGGAUCCAGGCCACUUCAGUUUGCAGUUGGCAUUAAAGAGACUGCGAAAUUAUCUUAUCUAAUUCCUUGUUUAGUCUCUGAAACACUUUUGUUUCCAUCAGUGGAGGUUUUUUCAUGUAUUUGUGUGCUUCAUUAUGGCUGCGAGUGAAAAAGAUGUGGAAGUUCCAGAAAUCGAAACUGAUGGGAACGUCAUUGCCGUUGCAGCGGUGGCUGUGGUUUCAGUUCUUCAGAAAUCCUUGGAUGUUAACAAAUACGCCACAAAGAAAACCAUCGCCCAAGGCCUGCUGGAUGUGGCCCUUCUAACAGCGAAUGCCUCCCAGUUGAAGUACGUUCUUCAGGUGGGAGAAAAGCACGAAUUCUACUCGCUGAUGUUGAGCCUGAUUAGCCUCUCCAUUGUUCUGCAGGUCCUGAUCGGCAUUUUAUGCCUCAGCCUCCACCUGCUCUCAGAUUGCAGGCUGCACCUCAAGAGCUACCAUUCCAUGGCUUUCUAUCUCAACUACACCACUACCGUGUUUUCGUUUGUUAUUACCGCAUUGAAUUUGAUCGUUUCCUGUUUUGACCCCACGGUGGCUCGAUACGCGAUCUUUGAGCCUCCUGAUGUGUCCUCUCUGGGAGUGUAGGGAGGAAGGGAGAGCCUCAUUUGCUUGAUUUGCUCUUUACACUCUUUGCCACUAUUUGCUUUGUUGUGAUGUGUGGCAUUUUUUUUCAGUUGAUUGUGGCGAUACUUUUUGUGAUAAUCGGCGGGCUGAACAUAAACAAGAGCCAAAACCACCGGGCAGCCAUCGUUCUGAAUGAUUCCAUACUGAUUUUCAUUUUUCUCAUUUCCGUCAUCAACGUUAUCAUUUCCGGCUUUGGUUUGGAGUACUCCAAUCAGCCGCUGCGGCUCAUAACGCAGCCGGAAACGGCCAAUAAGAUUAGAUAAAAGCUGGCUGAUGGUUUUUUAUCUUU
Dendroctonus ponderosae (mountain pine beetle) is the source of this 1404-nucleotide messenger RNA. RefSeq names its product ninjurin-2. Bases 591 to 1076 code for a protein of 161 amino acids. The record is from RefSeq and is a predicted model, not a curated record. Gene Ontology annotation, biological process: cell adhesion; tissue regeneration. The transcript is spliced from 3 exons. Gene Ontology annotation, cellular component: membrane. Lineage: Eukaryota; Metazoa; Arthropoda; Insecta; Coleoptera; Curculionidae.